Messenger RNA from Styela clava, 774 nucleotides. The record is from RefSeq and is a predicted model, not a curated record. Lineage: Eukaryota; Metazoa; Chordata; Ascidiacea; Stolidobranchia; Styelidae.
AUGUGGUAUAUUGAAUAUCUGGCCAAGCGAGCCUUUCCACUCACUAUAGACAUUAUUAAAAAAUAUGCUUGGGCGGUUGAUAAAAAGAGUGGUAAAAAUUUAUUUGGCAAAAAUGGUCCCAGUCGGAAGUGGUGGCAAGGCUUUAAAAGUAGAGCAAAAAAAAGGUUUGAUUUCCGCCUUCGACGACCGGAUAUGCUCGAUAGAUCAAGAGUGAGCGAUACAAUAGUAGAAGACUUGCGGGAAUAUUUUAAACAACUGAAAGAGGUCAUGGACAAAUUUGAUUUUCACUCUAAACCUUCUCGAAUCUAUAAUUGCGACGAAUCUAUGCUCGAUCUUAACAAAAAAGCUCAAAAAGUUAUUGUUCCUGCUCGUUCUCGCCACACGUAUUACCGCCAGUCAGCUUCUCGCGAGCAUGUCACGAUACAUUGUGCGGUGAAUGCCGGAGGACAUGCUCUUCCCCCCUUUGGUAUUUUUUCAAAAAGUUUUCCUGGAGGAAAUUACGCCAGAAACGGUCCUCAUGGCGCUGUAUAUGCAAAAUCGGAUUCCGGGUUCAUGGACUGUGAAUUGAUGCUGAAAUGGUUUGAGCGAUUAGUUAUUAAAAAUAGUCCAUCAGAUAGGACCCCGGAUAAUCCAGUUAUACUUUUAUUAGAUGGUCAUGUGUCCCAUCACUCGGAAGAACUGAUAGCGGCUGCUCAAAGGGAGAAUGUAAUUUUAAUGGCAUUAGUGCCUCAUACCAUGCAUGUGUGCCAACCUUCACAAAAGUUUGAAAUCUAA